Molecule: messenger RNA, 3239 nt
Organism: Halteromyces radiatus
Lineage: Eukaryota; Fungi; Mucoromycota; Mucoromycetes; Mucorales; Cunninghamellaceae
Exons: 2
Coding region: 22-3198 (1058 amino acids)
Source: RefSeq, a predicted model, not a curated record
UACAAUUCUCAUGCUUUACCUAUGGAUCUCAGUAGUUUAUUAAAUCAAGGUGGUUCAGGCUUAUCUACCGAAGAUUUGAUUGCACUUCAGUAUUGUGACAGUAGCGAAAAACUCAACAAGAUUAACAAUGCUGCCUUCAGAUAUCCUUCCAACACGAGCGAAACAUAUCAUUUCUUUGAUAUAUUUGUUCAACUAGUAUUAUCUAUUCAUGAUGCAGACGAUGAAUUCGGUGUACAGUAUACCAAUACAGUCAUCAUUGGUGCUUUACGAUCUUGUAUUAGUGGAUUAUUACAACAAGAAGGUUUCAACUGGUUACUUGAUUAUCCUUAUCAUCUCUCUAUCAACACUUGGAACUUGUUACAUUCGACUUCUGUUACAACAUUUCUAAUUUAUCUCUAUGGACUUUCUUUGGGCUUAAAGAAACAACAUACAGUAUCUGUCUCCACUUGGGCAUCAUCUAUUUUACAGUUUUUACGCGUCAAACUACCUCUUAUAACCUGUCAUAUUUGGCUCAAUUUUUGUCACUUGGAAGAACAACAACAAGACACCGAUAUCAAAACUACUUUUCUCUUCACUAUGGAAUCAACAUUUUGGGAACAAUUGACAGAUGUCUUGGUGUUGUUGGAAAAUGGAAAUGCUUUGGAAUUGACGGAAAAAUUAGAAAACCAAUUGGGUGGCACAUUGUUACGGAAACACUUCACCAAAAAUGAAAUGACUCUAGCUUUAAUAUCACUUGAAAAUAUGAUCAGAUCUCAACAGGCACGUUAUCCUCGAUUGACUCAUUUAUUGAACCUUUUUGUUUAUCGGCACGCAUACAAAGGGAUAUCAAAUCAACGCCAAUCGAAAAAAUCAAAGAAACAAAUGAAGAACAAACAGCAACCGAAGAAGGAGAUAUCUCUUGAUAUAAAUGUCAAUCCUUUGGCUAGAAAUAUGUUAUGUGAUAUAUCUUUGGAUCAUGGAACUCGAUCUCUCAUAUUACAACAAAGGACACAAGGAUGGGUACAACAGAUGGGCAUUCUUUCUCCAGCAGAUUUCGAUAUGUAUCUACAGAACCUUAUACACGAUCAUUACCCUUCAGAAAAGAAGUUUGUUUUGGAUAUGGUAUUAGUGGAUUGGGCUGCUCGUGAUAUCUUUGGGUGCCAUAUGGAACUCAUUAUUAAUACUCUCAUCAAUUUACUUGGAUCGACAACUUAUAACAUGCGACUUGCACCAUAUUACGCUUGGAUUCAAGCUUUCAACUUGACCUACGAUGAUACUAUCUCACCAGCAACUACUGCAUACAAUAUCAAGACAGGGGCAGAAAUCAAUAUUUCUCAAUUUAAUACCAAACACGAUAUGAUACUAGUGAAUGGAUUGAGUAAAAUAUUACAACGAAUGACACUUCAAUCAUCACCAUCGACAAAGACUUGGACUAUGGAUUGUUUACGUGUGGCAUCACCGGCAAUAGUUGAACGAUAUGUGCACUGGCUUACUCAACAGUUAAACCAAGAAUUUGAAAACAAGGAAGGGAACAAUAUAGGUCAGGAAUCGUCAUUCAGCUCACAUCUACAAUCAGCGUUGAUCAAUCGAAAUACAUUGUCUUAUGCUUCUGUAGUUGUACCAACUUUACUUCGCGAAUCAUCCGAUGACACUUUGGCCUGGUUGGUUCAGAAAAAGACACAACGUGUAGUAUCUACAGCAGCAGGAGCUGGAAGGAUUUUAUUGGAAUAUUUUGGCGAGGGAACUCAUUUAUCAAGUCAAUUUUUGGUGGUCGACUUGCUACGAUGUAAAACGAAAAAUUAUAUGGACACACUCUUUGAUUAUUUAUGCGACAACAUGAAAGAUACCAAUUCUGAUUCAAAAGUCUCCCGAUCUUGGUUUUAUCGUCAUUUUUUGGAAACAUUAUUAUCAGAGGCUGCGAACGAUUUGAUGAAGAACGGACAACAACAACAACAACAAACAGCAUCACCAAAUGUAGCAUCGCAAUUAUAUCAUCAAUUACUGGAAUCACCAGCUCACUUUGAAUGGUUUUAUACAAUACCUUGUACAACCGAACCAUUGGAUAUAAUAGGUCUUGCAUCUUCUUAUAUAUGGACCACCGACUAUCAUCUAUUACUAUCUGUCAGAGAUUCUGGUAUGGCAUCUUUACUACAAUGUAUGACACGACUAAGUGGAUCUGAACAACAGCAUCUGAUAAUAGCAUGGAGGAAUUUAUGGACAACAUCAACUACUACGACUUUAGGAAUGAACUUGAACAAAGAACGACGACAGCUGGCUGUGCCGAUUCGAUGGAUUUUACAGUGUGUUGGACUCUAUGAUCAAGCUCCCCCACUUGCAAAACAAAUGAUGGAGGAAUUCUUGAAGAUUGGGAUUCAAACGCGGAUACAUGGUCAUGAAAUCAUAGUAGAUACAGUUGGUCAGUCAGAAACAUUUACAGAACAAGUGAUGGACCUCUUGAUGAUAUCAGAUGCACCAGAAAUCGACGGAUUAUUUGAUUUAUACCUACAACUUUGUCAAGACGUUCAAGGGACCAACGAUAUUGAUCAGGAAGACAUGGUACAAACAAUGGUGAACACACUGAUCUCUUUAUCUGAAGAACUCAAGUUACAAUAUGAAUAUAUUGGAAUGGAUAGUGGAUACCUGACUGGUGUAAAAGAUAUGGAUACUCAUAUGACUUCUGGAGGAGAAAGUAGUGGCUUGACGGAUAGUGAUACUGGAUAUAAUAGCAAGACUGGUACAGAGGUAGUACUUGGGGUGGUCAAAUCUCGCAAACUUCGACAAUCACUUUUACAAGAAGAGGAACAACAACAAAAACAAGGCAAGAAAUUCAAGCGACAAGUAAUAUCUCGCAAGAAAAGGCAAAAAUUGAGACAAAGGUUGAAACAAAGACUGGAACAAAAUGAAAAGAAAUCGACGGAACAAGCAAAGAAUGUGAUGUUGAUCUUGGUGCAACGAUUAUUAAACUUUUUACUUGUUGUAUUAUCAGAAUCUGAUGGAAAUAGUUUAUGUCCAAAGGCAAGAUUAUCGAUCCGAGACAAACUUGUACGAAAUCUGUUAUUAUAUGAACCUUUGAUGACCCUCACACAUCUGACUGAAUUACCGGCUGAUAUUUUGGAUGAUGUACAAUUAGUGAUAGAUAUUAGUUUAAAUUACCUUCAAAAGAGUAAUGAUGAUGAUGAAAUUUAUAUUAUUGUACAGCGCAUGAUUGGAUUAGAUUAAACUUUUUAUAUUACCUUAAUAAAAUUGAUUCAAUACAUUUA